UUGCUUGUAACAUUACCAAGUGUUUAUAAUAAUGAUCUGCAUUUUGAGAAACAUAGUAAGGUUGUAAAGGGUGAACUUGUUGGCUGUGGAAAUGGUGUAUAUGUAUACCUUGGUUACACUUCUAAUGUUAUGAUUGUAGUUAGAUGA
Molecule: messenger RNA, 147 nt
Organism: Dentiscutata erythropus
Lineage: Eukaryota; Fungi; Glomeromycota; Glomeromycetes; Diversisporales; Gigasporaceae
Source: the annotation of a GenBank genome assembly